CCUUCGCUUCUCGCCUUGAGACACGUGUGUAAUAAAAACUUCAAUUUUUAAUACAAAUUCACUUCAUUUUCGAAGAAUUCAUCCACAUUUUCAUUGCAAAAAGAAACGUAACGCAAGAUAAAACAAAAAUCGAGCAAUGGGCGACAGAAGCAGCGAUUCCGAAAGCGAAGAACCCACGAUAUCCGAAGAUGUUGUUGUCACCAAAUAUAAAAUGGCGGGCGAUAUGGCAAACCGUGUCUUGGCACAAGUACUGCAAGCCACAGUAGCUAAUGUGACAGCUCGGACAUUGUGUGCCAUGGGUGAUUCCUUGAUCACCGAGGAGACUGGUAAAGUUUUUAAAAACAAAAAAGAUAUGAAAAAAGGAGUUGCAUUUCCCACAUGUGUCUCAGUGAACAACUGCGUUUGUCAUUUUACACCAUUGACCACCGACCCAGACAUAGAAAUAAAAAAUGGUGAUUUAGUGAAAAUAGAUCUAGGUGUCCAUAUUGAUGGUUAUGUUGCAGUUAUCGGACAUACCAUUGUUGUCGGAGCAAGCAAGGACAACAAAAUUAAAGGCAGACAAGCAGAUGUUUUAUUAGCAGCAUAUCAUACGUCAGAACUUGUACACAGGACUGUGAAACCAUCGGAAGAGAAUUAUACAAUCACGGACUACAUACAAAAAGUAACUGAGGACUUCAACUGUAAGCCUAUAGAAGGAAUGCUUUCGCACCAGUUGAAACGAAAUGUUAUUGAUGGUGAAAAGUCCAUCAUUCAAAAUCCCAACGAAGGACAAAAAAAAGAACACGAGAAAUGCGAGUUUGACGUUCACGAGGUGUACGCUAUCGAUAUUCUUGUCAGUACUGGGGACGGAAAAGCGAAAGAGAAAGACACGAGGACCACAGUGUAUAAACGAACGCCUAAUAUGUACAGUCUAAAAAUGAAAACAUCUAGAGUGUUUUUUAGCGAAGUUUGCAAUAAAUUUACAAUGAUGCCUUUUACACUGAGGGCUUUCGAGGAUGAGAAGCAAGCAAGGCUAGGUGUUGUAGAAUGUGUGAAACACGGUCUGCUUGAGCCAUAUAAUGUCCUAUGGGAGAAGGAAGGAGAAUAUGUUGCCCAAUUUAAGUUUACUUUACUAUUGAUGCCAAAUGGACCUAUCAGGAUAACUCAAGGGCCACCACUAGACAUGGACACCUUUGAGUGUGAAAACUCUAUUAAGGACGAAAAUAUAAAGUCAAUCCUAGCAAGUUCUGUGAGUAGGAAAGCACAGAAGAAGAAAAAGAAAAAGGCGACGGGGAAAACAGCCGAAGGCACAAAGGAGGAAAAAGAUACAACUAAAUAAUGGCGUUGGAUAGCAAGUCAUGGGGACACCAGGCUUUCUCUUUGUAGUGCAAAUAAUAUGCAAUAAAGUGUACAUAAAAAUGUGA
Messenger RNA from Dendronephthya gigantea, 1403 nucleotides. Its product is annotated as proliferation-associated protein 2G4-like. The transcript is spliced from 14 exons. Bases 137 to 1318 code for a protein of 393 amino acids. The record is from RefSeq and is a predicted model, not a curated record. NCBI's taxonomy places the organism in Eukaryota, Metazoa, Cnidaria, Anthozoa, Malacalcyonacea, Nephtheidae.